AUGUCGCUGCAAGCAUCAUGCCUCAACCUGAUGGAUCGUCUCGCAGGAGUGCCCGACUUCGGCCAUUUCCUCAACCCCGCCCUGCUGCUCCAACUCCAAACCAACUCGAACGCGAUCUGGGAGACAACACCCAACGACCCGGUCUCGCAGCUCUGGAUUCUCUUCCGUCUCGGCACACCUCUGGCUUGCAUCCUCAACAGCGUCCGGCCGCCCAAUCAGCAGCUCAACGUGGAUAACGGCGAUCUGUCCUUUGCCAACAUCAACGCCUGUAAAGAGCGAGUCUUUCAUUUCAUUGUCGCCUGUCUCCAAGAUCUGAAUUUCACGCACGAGAACCUCUUUACGAUUUCAGAGCUGUACCAUGAUAACCCUGAAGGAUUCCUCAAGGUACUGAACACGGUGGGCAAGGUGCUGGACCGUUUGGAGGCGAACCCUAGCCCGGGUGCAACGGCUGUCUAG
This is a messenger RNA of Linnemannia hyalina, 456 nucleotides long. Lineage: Eukaryota; Fungi; Mortierellomycota; Mortierellomycetes; Mortierellales; Mortierellaceae. The record is from the annotation of a GenBank genome assembly.